AGAAGCCACAGCAGACUUUACCUUUUGCACGCAUCCUCCGUCCGCCACUAUGGUCGCAACAACAUCAGAGCAGCUAGCAGCCUUGUCUGGAACCACUGUCGUUGUACAUCCCCUCGUCCUCCUUUCCGUCACAGAUCACCAUGCACGUACUGUCCAACGCAGCUCUAGCAAGCGCGUCAUUGGCAUCCUCCUAGGGCAGGACAACGGCAAGACCGUCAACGUCGCGAACUCCUUCGGCAUUCCCUUCGAGGAGGACGAGAAGGACAGCAAGACAUGGUUCUUGGACCAUAACUAUAUUGAGGGCAUGUGGGAGAUGUUCAAGAAGGUCAACGCACGAGAGCGGAUGAUCGGGUGGUACCACACUGGCCCCAAGCUUCGGGCUUCGGACCAGGAGAUCAACGACCUAUUGAAGAGAUACAUUGCACGACCAGUCAUGGUGAUCGUGGACGUACGACCAAACACGGUGGGCAUCCCGACGGACGCAUACUUCGCAGUGGAGGAAAUCAAAGACGACGGUACAGAAACCCGGAAGACGUUCCUCCACGUGCCGUCAGCAAUUGAAGCGGAAGAAGCAGAGGAGAUCGGUGUCGAGCACCUGCUCCGGGACAUCAAAGACUCGACCACAACCACCCUCGCGACCCGUGUCUCCGAGCAGCUCAGCUCUCUGCGCGGCCUCCAAUCCCGCAUAGACGACAUCCGGAAUUACCUUACGGACGUCGCGGCGGGGAAGAUGCCCGUGAACCACCAGAUCGUCUACCACAUACAGGACGCGCUGAACCUCCUCCCGCAUCUCAACGACCCCGAGUCGACGCAGAGCUUUGCUACAAGUACGAACGACCAGCUGCUCGUCGUAUACCUGAGCAGUCUGCUCCGGGCCGUCAUCGCUCUCCACGCGCUCGUGGACAACAAGGCGACCAUUGGUCGGGUGGAGUUCGAGGAGACCAAGGGCGAGGAUAAGAAGGUGGACGAGAAGGAUGCAGCAGGGAAGGGGUCUGCGACGGAUUCAAGUAAAACGAACUCCGGCGACAAGGGCCUGUAGUUGCCUGCAGUCUGCGCUUGUACACGCCUCACAUUCGCUAAUAGCUAUAUGCCCGCCUGGAGUGCUUGCGCAUCGCCGUGUC
Fomitopsis serialis is the source of this 1121-nucleotide messenger RNA. Its product is annotated as Mov34-domain-containing protein. NCBI's taxonomy places the organism in Eukaryota, Fungi, Basidiomycota, Agaricomycetes, Polyporales, Fomitopsidaceae. The coding region runs from base 50 to 1039 and encodes 329 amino acids. Gene Ontology annotation, molecular function: metallopeptidase activity; protein binding. Gene Ontology annotation, cellular component: proteasome regulatory particle; proteasome complex. The transcript has 5 exons. Gene Ontology annotation, biological process: proteasome-mediated ubiquitin-dependent protein catabolic process. The record is from RefSeq and is a predicted model, not a curated record.